Molecule: messenger RNA, 2180 nt
Organism: Anolis carolinensis (green anole)
Lineage: Eukaryota; Metazoa; Chordata; Lepidosauria; Squamata; Anolidae
Gene: tctn1
Product: tectonic family member 1
Exons: 14
Coding region: 56-1816 (586 amino acids)
Biological process (GO): cilium assembly; protein localization to ciliary transition zone
Cellular component (GO): MKS complex
Source: RefSeq, a predicted model, not a curated record
CCCGUGUUGCCUCGCGGCGUUUCCAUAGCGACCGUUGUUGAGGCCUAGUGCCGCCAUGGGGCGCGGAGCCCCGCCGCUCUGCUUGGGCCUGCUCUUGGUGUUUCCGUGGCCGGUGGAGCUCUCCACCACCCCGGGAGCGCCCUCCUUGGAGCCCGAGAGCAGCCCCACCUCGGGAGCGACCCCCACUGAGGAGGGCAAGCCCAGCCCCGGGCCUAGGCCUACCCCUGAGCCCGGCCCCUCGGAGCCCGCCUCGCGGUUGGAGCCCUGGCCCGAGCCCGCCCUCGACGUGGCCAAACUGUGCGUCUGUGACCUGCUGGUGGAUGAGUGUGAUGUCAAUUGUUGCUGCGACCCUCUCUGCACAGCUGCGGAUUUCAGUCUCUUCACUGCAUGUUCUGUUCCCGUCGUCACAGAUGACAGCCAACUUUGCAGCUGGCAGGAAGCCCGAUAUUUCCUAAACCCAGAUGCAUACCCUCCUACAAGGAUAUUUCAGUUGCUGGACCAGGUCAACCCCAACGUUUUCUGCAUUCAAGCCAUUAACUACAAAGAUGCUCUGUCUUUCCCGACUCCGGACAUACCCACUUCAGAUAAUUUUGACAAGUUGCUUGAAGAAUUUAAUGAGGAUGCUUUUGAUCUUACCUUGAGAGUCCAAUCAGAUGCUCGGCGUGCCACAGAUGCCAACAAGACCUCCAGAUACCAAUACAAGGAUCCGAUUCUGACCCCAGCGGGGUUCUUAAGGUUCCCAGCACCUCUCUUCUUUUCUUGGUGCACUCACGACAACCCUGCAGCGUUUCUAGUGGACCAGGAUAUCAAGUGCAACACAGCGUUCCAGGGGAGCAAAUGCACCGCCCUUCCUGCCCUCAGCAUGGCGUUCUACACCAAUUUGAGCGUUUUAGCUGUCCCAAAUUCAAGUCAAACGGUGAAUGUCACCAUCCAGUCCAUCACUGUUCAGACACUGGGCGGACUGCGGACCCGUUUGAAGAACACCGAUGUGCUGAUGCUCCCCACAUUGCAUCCUCAGUCAUGCAGCAACGUGGUUCUUGAGGCCGAUUAUCUCACAACAUUUACAGAGGCCGGGGAAAUAACUGGCGUGACUGUGUCUUUGGUCCUGGGGACCAUCAAUGCGACAGCCCUUUUUGUGCAGCAAGUCUUUGGGAUCCAUUUUAUUCAGCAAGAUACUCAGCCGAUUCCUCUCAGCGGAAGCCCUGGGUACGUGGUGGGACAACCAGUAAGGGCUGGAUUUAGGUCAACCGGCUCUGGAGUCAUUCAGAGUUUGAACGAAAAGGGCCAGCUCACCAUCCUGAAAAGCAGCCCGGCCCAGGAUUGCUUGGCUGUGGAAGGCGUUCGAGCCCCCGUCUUGUUUGGGUACAACAUGAUGUCUGGGUGCCAACUACGGAUUACCAAGGACUCCAAUUGCGAGCUGUUGGCCCCGGCCGUGCUGACCACGCUGAAGGGCCCAAACUAUCCAGACUCCGUCGCCUCUUUUGGGGAUUCUCAACCCCAAGAUGGACCAGAUUGGAUUGAGAUUAUCAAUAAUUUCACCAAGUCGAGCUCCUGCGAAGUCCCCGUUUCCUUUGAAUUUCAAGUGCAGUGGACUAAAUACGGCUCCUUGGUGAACCCCCAGGUUAAAAUCGUGUGCCUCACGACGACGGUAUUGACAUCUGCCUUGCCCCAGGUGGGGCCAGGAAACGAGAGCACCAUCCAGGUACACACUUUUGUGACGUUCAUUGAUGUCUCUGCACCAGCCAAGCCGGGUUACAAAGCUCUUCCGAGCAUCGAGGCCAGUCUGCCCUUUGAUUUUUUCUUUCCAUUUGUUUAAGGCCGGGGCCCAAGUCCCACCCCUUCAAGCCAUACCCCAAAAAUGCUCCCAAAUAUCCCUCUACCUCUGUUCCAACCCAAGGUGGCAACUGUGGUUUUUCUCGGCUACCAAGCACAGCUAUUCUCCCCUGAUUGGGAGAAUCAGCAAGAACCCCAAAGGAAGAACAACCACAAAGCCACGUCCAAUAGAAAGUGUGGAGAACGACUUCUCUUCAAAGAGAUCUGCUUCUCUGGGUGCCACCCCUGUUCACUUACAGCUCAGGGAAACUAACAAAAACCACCUUUUAUACGGGUUGAGCUUUUUAAAGUGAUGUUUAUUUAUUUUCACACUGUACAGCUGUACAAUUAAAGAUUGGAAUAAUUGA